This is a messenger RNA of Spodoptera litura, 2043 nucleotides long. It is a transcript of the gene Zip89B, whose product is annotated as Zinc/iron regulated transporter-related protein 89B. Gene Ontology annotation, molecular function: zinc ion transmembrane transporter activity. Gene Ontology annotation, biological process: zinc ion transmembrane transport. The record is from RefSeq and is a predicted model, not a curated record. NCBI's taxonomy places the organism in Eukaryota, Metazoa, Arthropoda, Insecta, Lepidoptera, Noctuidae. Gene Ontology annotation, cellular component: plasma membrane.
GGGAUCGGGGCUCUCAAUGAGUUCGACUUCUCUCUGACACCUCUUCUAACAUGUUCGGGUUUCUUCAUAAUGUACUUGGUGGAAGAACUGGUUCACACGUACAUUCACUACCGAGAGAGGAAGAACGGACAGGUGGCGCCACUAGUCAGGAACUUGAGUGUUCGUCAGAGCCGCAGCGGAGUCAGCAAUGGAGAGAAGAGCGUUAACAAUUCGACUGCAGAUCUAGUUGAGCCAAAAAAGGACAUUGAAAGCCAUCAUCACCACCACAAUGGACACGGACACUCACACCACCACAGCCAUAUGCCAAUGAACGUGGGUGAUGACGUAACUGCUGCUCUAAGAGGAUUACUCAUUGUGCUUGCUCUGUCUAUCCACGAACUGUUCGAGGGUUUGGCAGUCGGUCUAGAAUCCAGCACUUCUCACGUCUGGUAUAUGUUAGGAGCUGUUUCAGCCCAUAAGCUCGUCAUUGCCUUCUGUAUUGGUGUGGAACUGAUCGCUACACGUACCAAGACUGUGCUGAUGAUUGUGUACAUCACAACUUUCGCCAUUGUUUCGCCCUUGGGUAUCGGAAUUGGUUUGCUGUUAGUGGGAGGUGAAGGUGCUACUGCUGCCGGUAUCUCGUCUGUGGUUCUCCAGGGUCUGGCAUCAGGAACUCUGCUCUACGUUAUCUUCUUUGAAAUCUGGAAAGGCGACAGAUCCGGCAUCUUGCAGUUCAUCGCUUCCAUAGUCGGGUUCUUCAUCAUGUUCGGUCUACAGUUGUUAACUGGUCACUCACACUCACACUCCCACGGCGACCAUGGUCACAGCCACGACAGGAAAUAAGUACAAUGAGUUCAAUGACCCAGACCAUGCCAACAUUUUCUACGACAAUUUAAAAUGUGAACCAAGUACUUAAUCUUACUAAGUAAAUGACAAUCAUUCUAUUUGUGAUAAAUUAUCAAGUGUAAAUUUUAGUUUUAAGAUAGUCUAAACUUAUUUUUUAUGUAAUUAUUAUGUAAGAAAAUAAUACUGACGAAGUUACAGGAGCUCUAAAAGAGAAAAUAUCGUUAAUUUCGGAUACUCGCCUUAUAAGUAAUUAGUGUUGCCAUUAGUUGCUACUUUUUCAUUUUAGUAUGAUGACAAGACAAGGAGAUGCCUAUUACUUACAUUAAAUAUUAAAACUAUUAUUUAUAUCAACUAGCGAGAUUCCGAAACAAACGAACUUUCUAGUCAUCAGCUACAUAAUAAUGAUAUUAUUAUUGUCUUACAUUUAAUUUUAAUUUUAUUGCAUACCUAAUUGUAUUGCGGGACUUUAAAAAUUAUCUAUCUGGCUGCAGGGAAUUUUAACGAAUGUUCAAAUAAAAUGCCACCGUGCCACGUGCCGGUUAAAAACCAUGCACUGCAUGUAUUUUGACUAGACUUAGUCUUAAAGAUUUACCUAGCUAUUUUAGCUUAUUUAAUUUAUAUUACCUAACCAUUUCACGUUUGGGACAAACUUAUCCAAUUAAACUUUAUAAAUUAUUUCGUGUAGACCAUUCUUCCAUGUCUAUGGAACAUUAUCAUAUAAAUUGACUUUAUGACUAGGUACCUAAACAUAAUCUGAUAAUACUUAUGUCAUACAUGUAGGUAGGCACACAUUUUCAUACUUAAGUCCAAGAAGUAUUGAAACAACUUGUCUUUUAGUUUUGGACGCCUUUCUGUCUGUGAUAUUAUGGAAGCAGGAAGCAGAGAAUUGGAUGAGCCAUACAUACUAACCUAGAUUUUAAUAAAUAAAUACAUAAGUAGGUAAUUAUUAUAAUUAAAGUACAAAGUAUAUGGAAAUGACCAUUAAGGUGCUUAGGUACCUACUUAAUUCGACAUUCCUGUACCUAAGUGCCUAACUAAAUAAUUUACCUACAAUAUGUCUGUGUUGUUUUUUAUACCUUAUUGUUAAAUAAAUACAUAGGUGUCAUUAAUGAGGAUUGGUACCGACCAGCUAUGUACUACAUACAGUUCUGUAGGUACAUUAAUUUAAUGUGAUCCGAUUUUAUAAAAGUUUGUAUAAUAAAAUCAUAAAAUAUUUAA